Molecule: messenger RNA, 339 nt
Organism: Pseudogymnoascus destructans
Lineage: Eukaryota; Fungi; Ascomycota; Leotiomycetes; Thelebolales; Thelebolaceae
Exons: 2
Coding region: 1-339 (112 amino acids)
Source: RefSeq, a predicted model, not a curated record
AUGUUCUCCCUCCGCCACCUUCCCCCUCUGAUCGUGGCUACUGGGAUGGGCCUCGGUGGGACUAUGCCAUUCUUCAGUCCCUCCCGCGCAAUGACGAUCUUCGGGCUUCCCCCCUCUCUGGCCUAUAACCCAGCCGCUCAGGUCCUCAUGACCAUCAUGGCCGGCCGCAACAUCGCGCUCGGGGCAGCAAUCUGGCUACUGUACCUGCAGGGGAAGUUGGGAUCCGUGGACACGGUGCUGGGAUGUGUAGGGAUCGUGGGGCUGGUGGAUGGAUGGUUACUAUCAGCCUAUACUCCCACCAAAGUAACUGAUUCGAAGGUCUUGCGUUUCAAGCUCUAA